This is a messenger RNA of Xenopus tropicalis (tropical clawed frog), 6603 nucleotides long. It is a transcript of the gene cachd1, whose product is annotated as cache domain containing 1. NCBI's taxonomy places the organism in Eukaryota, Metazoa, Chordata, Amphibia, Anura, Pipidae. The record is from RefSeq and is a predicted model, not a curated record. Gene Ontology annotation, biological process: calcium ion transmembrane transport. The coding region runs from base 376 to 4206 and encodes 1276 amino acids. Gene Ontology annotation, cellular component: membrane. The transcript is spliced from 27 exons.
GUCCCGCAGCCUGUGUGACCUCGUCGUAGCGCAAGGGGGCAGCACUUGCCUCUCUGUCUCCCCCUCACCUUGUGCACUGCCUGCUGGAGAUUUCCCCGCCCCCUGUAGCAGCAGCAGCAAUCCGAGUUCGCACUCUCCCCGGGACUCCAGCAGGGUAUGAAGGAGCUGCCUGGGCGCUGUAUUGUGCUGGGCUCUCCCCGGUAGCCUCCAACUCUCGGGAACCUGUGGUGCCUAAUGCUCGUGCAAAGAGCCAGCCCGGAGAUGGCCGACCGCCGGCACUGAAGGAGAACUUUGGGAGUUGGAAAGGAAGGGGAGGGAAAGCGCCAGAAGUUUUGCAGACGGGAUUGUUAGGGAAGCAGCAGUGCAGCCAGGGCAAUGGCUAUGGGGCUAGGAGAGAGGCUGCGUGCGGCUCCCGGAUCCACACUUAUUUGGCUUCCUCUUCUCCUUUCUUCCGCGGUUACCGUGUGGGGAACUGCCCGUGCAGACUCGGAAUUUAACAUCCUAGAGGAAGCUCAGCUGGUGGCGGCACAGAUGAAGAAACUGGCGGCGGAGGAGCUGGGGGUAUUCAGCAUGCUGAGGAUAUUCAACUCUUUUGUAUACACAGAGAAGAUUUCAAAUGGAGAAACUGAAGUUCAGCAACUGGCCAAGAAAAUCCGUGAAAAGUUUAACCGAUAUUUGGAUGUGGUGACGCGCAACAAGCAAGUUGUAGAAGCAUCUUACACUGCUCACCUGACAUCUCCAUUGACAGCCAUCCAGGACUGUUGCACUAUUCCAGCUUCAAUGAUGGAGUUUGAUGGAAAUUUUAAUACAAACGUGUCAAGAACUAUUAGCUGUGACAGACUUUCUACAACUGUAAACAGUCGAGCAUUUAAUCCAGGGCGGGAUUUAAACUCAGUGCUUGCUGACAAUCUGAAAUCCAACCCUGGAAUCAAAUGGCAAUAUUUCAGCUCUGAAGAAGGCAUUUUCACAGUUUUUCCUGCACACAAGUUCCGAUGUAAAAGCAGCUAUGAGCAUCGCAGCAGACCAGUCUACGUGUCCACUGUUCGCCCUCAGUCAAAACAUAUUGUUGUUAUUAUGGACCAUGGAGCUUCCAUUACAGAGACACAACUCCAGAUCGCAAGAGACGCGACACUUGUUAUACUGAAUUCAAUUGAUGAACAUGACAAAAUCUCCGUUUUAACCGUAGCUGAUAUUGGGAGAACAUGUUCUCUGGAUCCGUGCUACAAGACGUUCCUGUCUCCCGCCACCAGUGAAGCCAAGAGAGAGAUGGCAAGCUUUGUAUCUUCUGUAAAGUCUUCAGACAGCCCCACUCAACAUGCCCUUGGAUUUCAGAAAGCUUUUCAGCUGAUCAGAAAUACCAAAAAUGGCACAAAAAUUCAUGCAAAUACAGACAUAGUGAUUAUCUAUUUAUCAGCUGGCAUUACAUCUAAAGAUUCUUCUGAAGAGGAUAAAAAAGCUACUUUACGUGUCAUAAGUGAAGAGAACAGUCUGAUGAACAAUUCUGUAAUGAUCUUAACCUACGCUAUUAUGAAUGAGGGAGUUACAGGUUUGAAAGAAUUAGCAUUUCUUCGAGACCUGGCCGAGCAAAACUCUGCUAAGUAUGGUGUGUCUGACAAGACGGGGCUUCCUGUUACAAAGGGAAGCAUGAUGGUGCUAAACCAACUCAGCAACUUGGAGACGACUGUGGGACGAUUUUAUACUAACCUUCCGAAUCGAAUGAUUGAUGAAGCUGUGUUUAGUCUGCCUUUUACUGAUGAGAUGGGUGAUGGUUUGAUAAUGACAGUCAGCAAGCCUUGUUAUUUUGGAAACCUGUUGUUGGGAAUUGUUGGAGUAGAUGUUAACCUUGCAUAUAUCCUUGAAGAUGUCACCUACUACCAGGAUUCCUUGGCAUCAUAUACCUUUCUGAUAGAUAACAAGGGUUACACUCUGAUGCAUCCUUCACUCACAAGACCCUACUUACUGGUAGAACCUCCACUGCACACAGACAUUAUACAUUAUGAAAAUAUCCCCAAGUUUGCCUUGGUGCGACAGAACAUCCUAAGCCUCCCUCUGGGCAGCCAGAUUAUUACAGUGCCUGUAAAUUCAUCGCUGUCUUGGCACAUCAACAAACUACGAGACCCUGGAAAAGAUGCAUAUAAUGUCAGCUACGCUUGGAAAAUGGUUCAGGACACAUCCUUCAUUCUUUGCAUCGUAGUAAUUCAACCUGAGAUACCAGUCAAACAACUGAAAAACCUGAACACUGUCCCCAGUAGCAAAUUAUUGUAUCAUCGUCUUGAUCUUUUAGGCCAGCCCUCUGCCUGCCUCCAUUUUAAGCAACUUGCCACUUUAGAAAGUCCAACUGUAAUGUUAGCUGCUGGAAGUUUUUCUUCGCCUUAUGAACACCUUAGUCAGCCUGAAACAAAGCGGAUGGUUGAGCACUAUACAGCAUAUCUGAGUGAUAAUACACGGCUAAUUGCAAAUCCUGGUCUGAAGUUUUCUGUCAGAAAUGAAGUCAUGGCUACCAGUCACGUCACAGAUGAAUGGAUGACCCAAAUGGAAAUGAGCAGCUUGAACAGUUACAUUGUGCGCCGUUACAUAGCAACGCCCAAUGGGGUGCUCAGAAUUUACCCUGGCUCUCUUAUGGACAAAGCAUUUGAUCCCACUAGGAGACAAUGGUAUUUGCAUGCGUUGGCGAACCCUGGGUUGAUCACUUUUACUGGUCCGUAUUUGGAUGUUGGAGGUGCUGGUUAUGUUGUCACCAUAAGCCACACUAUACAUUCUUCCAGUUCCCAGAUCUCUCCUGGAAACACAGUGGCAGUGAUGGGAAUAGAUUUUACUCUAAGGUACUUUUACAAAGUGCUUAUGGAGCUGCUUCCAGUUUGCAAUCAAGAUGGAGGCAACAAAAUAAGGUGCUUUAUCAUGGAAGACCGAGGCUAUCUUGUUGCUCACCCAACUUUAAUUGAUCCCAAAGGCCACGCUCCUGUAGAACAGCAGCAUAUUACACACAAGGAACCUUUAGUGGCAAACGACAUCCUAAACCACCCCAACUUUGUUAAGAAGAAUCUGUGCAACAGUUUCAGUGACAGAACUGUACAGAGAUUUUAUAAAUUCAAUACUAGUCUGGUGGGGGACCUUACAAACCUCGUUCACGGAAGUCACUGCUCCAAAUACCGACUGACUAGAGUACCAGGGACAAAUGCUUUUGUGGGAAUAGUAAAUGAAACAUGUGAUUCUCUUGCUUUUUGUGCCUGCAGCAUGGUAGAUCGUCUGUGCCUUAACUGUCACAGGAUGGAGCAGAAUGAGUGUGAAUGCCCAUGUGAGUGCCCUCUAGAGGUGAACGAGUGCACUGGGAAUCUUACAAACGCAGAAAGCAGGAAUCCAAGUUGUGAAGUUCAUCAGGAACCUAUGACCUUCACCAUGCUUGAUCCCAGCCUACAGGAUGCACUUUUUCAAUGUGUCAAUACUGGAUGCACACAAAGAAUGGAAAGCAGUUAUUGCUUUGGAGUUCUGGAUUGUGAAUGGUGCAUGGUGGACAGUGAUGGGAAAACCCAUCUAGACAAACCUUAUUGUGCACUCCAGAAGGAAUGCUUUGGAGGCAUUGUUGGAGCUAAAAGUCCGUAUGCAGAUGAUAUGAGUUCCAUAGGGGAUGAAGUGAUCACACUGAACAUGAUUAAAAGUGCUCCUGUUGGGCCUGUAGCUGGAGGAAUAAUGGGUUGUAUAAUGGUGCUUGUCCUGGCUGUGUAUGCUUAUCGUCACCAGAUCCACAGAAGGAGCCAUCAGCAUAUGUCACCACUUGCAGCCCAAGAAAUGUCUGUACGAAUGUCCAACCUGGAAAAUGACCGAGAUGAACGGGAUGAAGACAGCCAUGAGGAUCGGGGAAUCAUAAGUAACACAAGAUUCAUAGCAGCAGUAAUUGAAAGGCAUGCCCACAGUCCAGAACGCAGACGGCGUUACUGGGGAAGGUCUGGUACAGAGAGUGACCAUGGUUAUAGCACCAUGAGCCCUCAAGAAGAUAGUGAAAACCCACCUUGCAAUAAUGACCCUUUGUCAGCUGGGGUUGAUGUUGGCAACCAUGAUGAAGAUCUAGAACCAGACACCCCCCCUCAGACUGCUGCACUUUUGAGCCACAAAUUUCAUCACCAUUACAGACUUCAUCAUCCAGCUUUACAUCACAGUCACCAUUUACAGGCAGCUGUGACAGUACAUUCUGUAGAUGCUGAAUGCUGAUGGAACUAAAACUGUUGCCAAAAGACCAUGGAAAAUGGUGACCACUCAGUCCUGCAUUCAACAUAUGCAUUUUAAGCAAUUGUUUGAGUACGUUUGGCAUUUAGAAAUGACAAUAAAAAAACACUAUUCUGCAAAUGAUUAUGCCCUAGUGAACGGACCUCAAUACAGAAAAUGUGGAGAGAAUAUUGCAUGCAAACAGCUGCACAAAGAGUGGACUUCAGACCCAAGUGAAGGACAGGGCUUUCCUGACUUUUUAUCACUUGACCUUGGACAGUUGAACAAAUGAAGAUACUGGUUUAUUAAAAAAAAAGUGUCUAAACAAAAAAAAAAAAACUAUACUCAUUGUCUUGAGUAGAAAUGUUAAUAGUUUCUUAACAAUGCAUCUCAAUUUUUAAUUAAAGGAUUAUUUUUCUACUAUUUAUUGAAUAUUCAAAACUUGUGGACAGUGGAAACCCUACACCCUUACCUAAGAACAUUAAACACUAUGUUUACCUGAAGAAGAGAGUGAAUGCAAUGGAGUGUUCUCUACAAAGAAUGGUUAGGAUUCUUCCUACAGUACAUUAUCUACACAGGAAGCAAUACAUUGAUUUCUUUCAGUCUGGUUCUUCUUGGUUUUCUAUUGUAUGAUCACUUGCUAAAGCCACUUGCUGCUGAUAACUUUUUAUUUUUUUUAGUCUGUAGGUGACUUGUCAUAUCAGGGUUUGUCAUUAAUAACCACAUUUUAAAACCAGGGCAAAUGCACUGUUUCUGUCUUCAAAGCCACUGAAGUACAAUCCUUGUGUUUUAAAGAAAAAUAGGUGGUAUGGCAAUAUAACUAAAUUCAUUUUUUCUCAGAAAAAAACCUUGUUCAAUGAGCCUACAGGGAAAAUGUUCCAUGUUUUAUCUCGAAGAAUCUAUGGCAGCUCCAGCCCAUAUGUUUAAAUGCAAAUAUGCAAGUGAUUAUUUUGUUUUCUCUACUCCAGUUAUUGCUGUCGGUCUGUUAAAUUACACUUUAGACAUAUUUAUAAAUAGGGUGCAGCUUCAGUUUCAUUUUUGCCUCUUAAAGUCCAGUAACCUUAAAAAAGGUUAAUUAUAUUAUAUGUAUGUGCUCUACGUCUGUCUAUAAUGCAAUAUAUAUUUCCUCCAGAAUAUGCAAUUUUUCAUAAAUACAAUUGCUCACUGUAACCAUCGGGAGUGAUUUCAUAAAGCUUGUUGUUCACCUGAUAUUCAGUUAUAUUGGAUUAGCUGGGCAGACAUCAUGCAAAGGUCAAUCAUGUUUUGAUGUGUUUUUUAUACACACAUGAUAAAAAAUGUUGUUAUAAAAAUGAGAGCUUUAAUGGGAGUAAUGCUUGUAGCAGUACUAAAUUGUGAGUAAAUUGUAUUGGAAUGCAUAUAGUGCUGCUUGCAUAGUAGUGCUAUAUAAAUAAAAUAUACAUACAUACAUACAUAAAGCUUUAGGUUACUGGCCCUUUUAAGAAACAGGUGUAAAACACUUUUAACCACUGCUGACCGAACUUCAAAAUAACCACUAUUUUAAGUCCCUUUUCAUAAGAAAAAUCUAUCUCCCUUAUACUGCAUUCCAGGCCUUUUGAAGCAAAAGGGUUACAUGUGACUUAAGCCACUGUGUAUUCAUUUUCAGGGUUGUACCUGAUAGUACUUUAAGUACUUAGACAAUGCUGUAAGCAAUAUGAUCAGACAGUAUGGCUGAUCUUGGCUGAAAUGGCAAAUUACCUCUCUCUACUGAGGCUCCUUAGUUGAAAAGCUUUGAAAUCUACUUGUUCAAGCAGUCUUUACAAAAACUGUAAAAACGCAGCUAGAUAUGAUCCAUGGUCAACGCAGCUGGUUAAGGAUCUCAUUUGGCACGUGUGUGGCCCCAUCUGGCCCACAUCUGUAAAAGCACUCUUGAACCCAGCACACUAGAAUAUCUUUUACAAGACUUCACAGCCACCAAGAAAUUCACGCUAUUCACGUCUGUCUUCUUGGCCAUAAGAACAAACGGCAGAUGUAUAACACAUUGGAAAAAAAUAGAAAUGAUAGCUACAACGGGCUCUGGCACUGCAACGUUUACAUAUAAUUCAGACCCUUAAAAAAAGAUCUUUUUUUAAAAAAAACAGUCUUCCUUAUUUUCAGUUUUGCCAUUAUUUAGCCACACAGUUCUAUGUAUGCGCAGGCACGUUUGUAUAUACAUACAUAGUUACAUAUAUACACGCGCCUGUGUUGUGGCAAGUUCCAAUGCAACUGUAUCACUAUUUAAAAUAUGUAGAUGUUUUAUUUAUUUAGCAUUGUUUUUUAGGGGUUUUUGCCUUUGUACAUUGGAUAACAGAAAUAUUCAUUAUGCAUUAUGAUUUGUUUAAAGAAUGCCAACAAAUUGGAAACUAUAUAUGCAUUACAUUUGUCUUAUUAAUAAUCUUACUGGUA